Molecule: messenger RNA, 1125 nt
Organism: Echinococcus granulosus
Lineage: Eukaryota; Metazoa; Platyhelminthes; Cestoda; Cyclophyllidea; Taeniidae
Exons: 7
Coding region: 1-1125 (374 amino acids)
Biological process (GO): carbohydrate metabolic process
Molecular function (GO): deacetylase activity
Source: RefSeq, a predicted model, not a curated record
AUGAAGAGAGCAGAGCGACGUUUCUUGUCUGUUAACUUCAUCGUCACGCCAAGCCUUGGCAAUGCUUUUGUGAGAAUCCCUGAGGCUCCGAUAAUCUGCGAAAACAGUGUACUCAAAUCAUUAUUGUUCCUAUUCAUAUUAAAGCGUAGAUCAGGAGGAGGUGACGAAGUAUUCGCCCACAAUCUGCUUGCAAAGACAUCCCAAUUGGCCAUUGUUGCUGACGACGGUUUUUAUGCUGACCGGAGAGAUGUGGCCCUGGUCGAAUGCUGGAAGCAUGGAGCUGUCACCGACGUCUCCGUAUUGAUGAAUGGCGGUGUUGUGCGCUCUUCCACCACGCCCGCUACCUCUGUACUCCUCAACUACUGCAUGCAGGAAGCCGCCCUUCCUGGCUUGCAUAUCAACCUUUCAGAGGGGGAGCCAUUAAGUACCAAAGGAUCUAUAAGCUCUCUUCUAGAAGACGGGACGGGUCUAUUUUAUGGAAAGGCGAAUUUGCGGAGGAACUUGCAGACGGUACACUUAUGGCACGUUGAAAUCGAAAUUGAGCGGCAAAUAAUAAAGUUCGAAAAAUUGUUUGGUGUAUCGCCUCUACGAGUUGAUGGACAUCAGCACUGUCAUGUUUUGCCAGGCAUUGUCGAAGUGCUCUGUCGUCUCCUACCUCGGCACAGUGUGUCCUGGAUCCGAUUGCCUGAAGAAGUCGUGUUGAAGCAAAGGGACUCUCAAAUGCUGUUUUCCAGAAUGAACUUAGCCGGUGAAUCUCCAAUAGACUUUUACCGUGAAGUUUCCAGUCAAGCCGCUGCAGCACGUGUUCAUUUUCAGUCUGCAGGUUUGAAAUCCACUGAUGCGUUUAUAGGGAUGCUAACUAUGGGUCAAAAUAUGACUAUUGAUAAUCUCCAAGCCUGCUUUUCCGUUAUUGACCGUCCUGCAACUGUCGAGUUGAUGACCCAUCCUGGGUAUCCCCUCUCGGGCUCGGAUUGGGCGACUCAAGGCUGCAGUGCUCGCAUUGGCCCAGAUGAAUUUUCGCGCUCAACUGACAGGAGUCACGAAAUGACUUUGCUGCGGAGUCAGGAAUUUAGGAAUCUUUUGAAGCAUAACAACAUCAGAUUGAACACAUUUUCAACUUUUUAA